This is a messenger RNA of Dicentrarchus labrax (European seabass), 3398 nucleotides long. Its product is annotated as 5'-AMP-activated protein kinase subunit gamma-2. Lineage: Eukaryota; Metazoa; Chordata; Actinopteri; Moronidae. The transcript is spliced from 14 exons. Bases 625 to 1950 code for a protein of 441 amino acids. The record is from RefSeq and is a predicted model, not a curated record.
AUUUACAGCACUGACACCGGUGUAGAGGGAGAAAAAGGCGCUCCGGUCCCAGUUGUUAUUUGCAUCACUCGCGAGAGGAAAUUUUUUCAGCUGAAGUUGCUUGGAAUUUACUGCUUUCAUACUUCAUGUCUUUUCUAUCAAAUGUAUGAGUUGACACAGAUAGCGGGCAUUGCUUCCUGCUGACUCUGUGCUCCGUGGCCCUGGAGGUUGUUGGGUUUUCUUUUUUUUCUUUUUGCCUGCAUAUGCAAGCUUAACCCUGCUACGGUUUUAAUUUUCUGUUUGUAGCUAGUUGUACUGUUGGAUUUCAACUUUGUGGAAUAGCAAAACAUUGUUUUUCUUCUGCAAAAGAAGCCAGAUAUAUGUUGUUGAUCCAUCAACUGAAGAUGCCCAGGGUCUUCCUUUUAAUAAAAAAGACCAUCUCUCUUCUUAAGACAGACUGAAAGGCUUAAAAGACAAAAACUAUUCUCUAGAUCUGUCGCCUUUUCAACGCAAUUUCUGUACAACUUUCUUCAUUUAGUAAAUGGAGUAACUCUCUUUUAAGAAUUUUGAGACAUCUCUGGGCCCCAUCGUGAUGCGGAUGGUCAUGGUCAAAUUUAGUUUUGAACUCACAACCCACUGCGUUCCAUGAAGAGGUUUGGGAGCCUGAGGAGGAGCAAGAAACGGAAGGAGCAAGAUGGGCUAGGAGGGAGGCAUCAGUCCGAGGCGUCAUGUCUGUCUGUCUCAGGACUCUCUACACCACCCACCACCCCAACCCAGUCAUCCAGCCAACCCGUGUUCACCCAGGAGGCCCAGCCGAACAGGCCCAGCCCCGAACGCCUGGAGCCGAGCUCCAGAUCCCGCUCACUCUCCACACCUCCAGACACAGGACAGCGCCUCAGCCUUCCCUCUGCUAAACCCCCAAUCCCUUCCUCAAGCCCCGUGCCAUCUUACUCUACCUCACAACAAGUCUACGGUUUAUUCGAAGGCAUGCUGGAGAAACUUGAACUAGAUGACGAUGCUGCUGAACCUGAGAGUGAUAUUUACAUGCGCUUUAUGAAAUCCCACAAAUGCUACGACAUCGUCCCCACAAGCUCCAAACUGGUUGUGUUCGACACGGCGCUCCAAGUGAAGAAAGCGUUCUUUGCCUUGGUAGCCAACGGUGUGCGAGCUGCUCCACUAUGGGACACAGAGAAGCAAAGCUUUGUGGGAAUGCUGACAAUCACAGAUUUCAUCAUCAUACUACACAGAUACUAUAAGUCACCGAUGGUGCAAAUUUAUGAAUUGGAGGAACAUAAGCUUGAGACGUGGAGAGAGGUUUACCUUCAAGCUACAUUCAAACCUCUGGUCAACAUAUCACCUGAUGCAAGCUUGUUUGAUGCAGUGUACACCCUCAUCAAAAACAAAAUUCACAGACUGCCUGUCAUCGACCCCGUCACGGGGAAUGCACUUUAUAUUCUCACACACAAGAGGAUCCUCAAGUUCCUCCAGCUUUUUAUGUGUGAAAUGCCAAAGCCAGCUUUCAUGAAGCAGACUCUCGGGGAGCUGGGCAUUGGUACGUACCAUGAAAUUGCUUUCAUCCACCCGGACACGGCCAUCAUCAAAGCACUCAACAUCUUUGUGGAGAGACGAGUGUCUGCCCUGCCUGUGGUGGAUGAAUCAGGCAAAGUUGUGGAUAUUUACUCCAAGUUUGACGUGAUUAACUUGGCUGCUGAGAAGACGUACAACAACCUGGACAUCACAGUGACACAGGCUCUGAAACAUCGCUCUCAGUACUUCGAAGGAGUCAUGAAAUGCCACAAAAUGGAAACAAUGGGGACCAUUGUAGACAGAAUAGUCAAAGCUGAAGUGCAUCGGUUGGUGGUGGUGGAUGAACGCUCCAGCAUCGAGGGCAUAGUCUCCCUGUCGGACAUCCUCCAGGCUCUGGUUCUCAGCCCCGCAGACGCCUGCAAGGAGGAGAACCUGACUGAGUGAGAGGGAGGAAGCAUCAGCUGAAGUGGAGACAUGGUGGGAGUAAAUACGUUUCUGUCUAAGGUUGAGGUGGGGAGCGUGAGGCUGAGCAGAGCCGGUCUGAAGGUCCCAGAGACGCCUGCAACUGAUGCACUAUAGAGGCUUAGAAACCAAAGAGCUAGACAGCUGAAUGAAGUGGAGUUCUGCACUGAGGAUUGAUUUUCUGAAUUUCUUUCUUUUUGUUUGUUUGAACACUGAUCAGAAACACACACACACACACACACACACACACACACACACACACACAGACGCAUUAUGGACACCAGCUGGGGUAAAAAAGGUGGGAAAGUUGAGACUAAUGAAUUAGGGCUUCAGUGUUUUGGGUUGUGUAGUAGAUCAUGCUGCCGUCAUCAGUUGAUUUUUUUUUUUUUUAGUCGCAUUUUGCAGUGCCUCCAGGAAAACCUGCGUUCUCCUCAGUGUUUGUCAUAGAAGGGUGAACAUUCACAGAUGCAAUUUAUUCUUUGGUAGCAAAACUACACUUCACCUACAAUGUGGCCAUUUUCUGACUGCUGUCAUUAAAACUGUUUGCCAGUGCCAAUAUGGAGGAAUUGAUACCCAAUCUUUAUUUGUGCCUUUUGUCUGCCCCAACCAGUUAAAACUGACAGUAUUUGUGUUCUUUGACUCUUUAUUGUCAAACGAGUGCAAUUAUUUGGACUUUUUAUUUUUAGAUGUGAAUGUGUAGUAUUCAAGUAGUUGGCCAAUUCUACCUUCUACUUCUAAUCUGAAAAAUAUUUUCCUUUUUAUUUGGUUGCAUUUUUUGUGAUUUUAGAAGUGCCAGAAGUGUCAAGAAUUCCUGUUAUAUAGAUUUAAUUCCAAAAAAGUAAUCCUAAAUAAAAUCUAAAUCAUCUUAGCACAAAAUCAUGCAGCAGUCAGAGGCGAAUACAACUAUACAUUAAUAAAGAUUCUAAUAGCCAAGAACUAUGAGUGAGUACUUCUCACUCAUUUUACAUCAGUAAUGAUUUAAAGUCAUUGCGACUUAUAGAUGCAUUUUUGUAACCGUAUUAGAAGACCGAAACAUGUCUUUUUAGAUGUUUAAAAACAUUUUUUACAUUUAUUUUCAGUUUUGAGGCUUCAGAAAAUCUGAUACUCACAAACAUGCAAAUCAACUCUCAGCUGUAGCUCGACAGGACUCAUCUCCAUCUUUGACUGUAAAUAGGAUCGUUUUUCGGGGAAACGUGUCACAUAAAGCUUUAUUUUUAUGAAUGUGUCAACAUGUUUAAAGAGACUGCAGUUUUAAUGUUAUUUUUGUAAAUAUAUUGUGGCAAUAUGUCCAGUUCAAAGAGACUUUGUAUCAGAUCAACAUGUACUGUAAAUGUGCAAGCAUGAGAAACUACACUUCAGCAGUAUGAAUGUUCUUUGUUUUACUUUUUCUAUUUUUCUGGCUGCAGAAAAAUAAAUGGACACUGAAUGUA